AUCCGUCGUUCUUUAGUCUAGCAUUGUCCAUUGUCCGUGCUAAAUAAAAUUAGAACGGUCACUGGAAGCCUAAAACAGAUGCAUGCAAAUAGCGUUAUUUUUAUUCAAAUUCAUUCGGAUUAUCACCGGCGAUCUUAAACUCCAAGAGGCUACUAAAAUUGGCCGUUAAACGACAGAUAGGCCAUUACGCUGUACAGACUGAGGAAGAACGGGGCACAUGUAUCAAGCGAGCUUUAAUAGUGGCCUCACAUCACGAUCCGGCUACGAGCGACCAGGGAUGAGUUCUUACCUGCCUAUUCGCCAGUGCGCCCCGAGAGGGGAUGAAAUCCACGCCGGCGAAAAUACUGGGUACAUGGACCACUUUCUUAAUAUCCCGGAGAUAUGUCCCACUGGAAACUACAGGGCUCCACGAUAUUAUAUGGGAUCUUAUGCGUCCGAAGCAUGUCGUAUGGAAGCACUUCAACAGCGAAAUCACGAACUGAGAAUGGGUCUACAAACAAACCGAGCAUCGUUCUACCCAAAUAUGAACGUUCCAGGGAUGAGAUUCGGAGACCCGUGUGAUACCCAGGGAAAUUGUAAUCCCGCUCCGAGGGCAGACAGCUUGAGUCCUUGCUCAAAGUCCGGGAAUGGAACGACCGAAGGAGAGACGCCGUCAUUUUAUCCCUGGAUGUCAAUCGUAGGUCCCAACUCUAACCAAAGACGCAGAGGGAGACAAACAUACACGAGGUUCCAAACCCUAGAGCUUGAGAAAGAAUUUAAAUUCAACAGAUAUCUCACCCGAAGACGUCGAAUAGAGCUCUCCCAUAUGUUGUGUUUAACAGAAAGGCAGAUUAAAAUAUGGUUUCAGAAUCGGCGAAUGAAAGAAAAGAAAGAGUUACAGGCAAUUAAAGAACUGAACGAACAAAGUAGGGUUCAUGAAAAAAAUAAAUCAGAGGAAGCAGCUCCAACGAAAUCUACAAGCUCAUCUUCAUCUUGUGCACAAAAUUCGAAUCAAUCACAUUCUCCCGAAAAUUCAGAAAGUUGAAAUCAUUUAUUUCCUUCGAUGUUUUUGUUGAACUAUCGGGGGCCGCCGGAAGUGGCGAUACCUCCACUACCUCCGCUAAUGAAUUGUGGGUAAAACCUAAAUGAAUGACACAAUGUUUGUGAACAAUAUCGUCUGUUCAUUAUGUUUAAAACUGAAGUGAACAAUUGACAACCAAGAACUAAACACACCACUCAACCGAGUCCGGCGACCAUGUUGUAUCCACGACGAAGCAACUUUACAUGUCGUCUGUUCAAACAUUGCAUCUUCUGCAACGGCGCAUUUCACGCUCUUCUUAACGAAAACGACAUCAUCAACAACAGCACCAAGUACUGAGCCGUUAUAACCUGAUUAAAGUACGACAACGCCAUUACUAUCGAUAACAUUUCUGUGUAACUGGCUACGACGUCAAGUCAACGCAGCAUUAUUAAAUCGACACAUGUCGUGCUGGUCGUCCCAUGGAAAGUUGUAUCUCCAAAGGAACAUGAACUUCUGGUAUUGCCCUUUCACGUCGGAGCAGAUCGGAGGACGAGCAGAUAUGAUGACAGACACUGUCUUAAAAACAACCGUGAUCGUGAACAUUGUCGUCUGCUACAAUACCGCAGUGAAUGCAUUGUCAGACGAGUUUUAACUGUCGUCUGCUGCCUUCAGUUUUUGGCGGUAAAGCUUGUCAUUUUGAACGUGAUGUGUGUGUAUUGCGCAAAACAAUCAUCACAAUGAACUUGUAUUUGAAAUGGCAGGACCCAGAUCUGUAUGGCAAGAAGGUGUUUUCUCAAGAGCCAAAGCCGCUUCAUGUUUCAUGUCUCAUCCACGUUUGUAGAAAAUCCGCCAUUUUGUGUCGACGCCAUCUUGAAUAUUAGGUCGUGUUCAGGGACUCACGUUUCACCACGUUUUAUUUUUGUUCUUUACAUAUGUUAGCUUAUUCUAAUUUUUGUUUCGUAUUUUUGUCAUAUUGUGAUUAUUGAUGUUCACGAACUCUCGCGAGAGUGCUCACCUAUAACGAGAAUCCAUGAGACUUCACGGUCUCGUGACCUUGACUUUGGUCAUAGGGUAUUUAUGUGUGAAGGAAAACAACUUCACGCGAGCCCAGAAACUUACAUAAGUUGACGAGAAUACAAUAUUAGCUUCAUAGUUACCCAGUGAUUCACAACCCCAUCGUUUAUCGAUCUCUCGUUAUUUUUGCCUCUUUGAAUGAGAUCUAACCGGCGGUUAGGAAACAUACCCUCUACAUGCGAGAAUCGGCCACAUGAUUAUAGUAUUUUGACGAGGAAUACAUGUCUAUGUUGACUGUCUUAACGAGAAAGGAUCACUCAAUAGAUUAUUGACUAUUGUGUUAACACAUGCUAGUUUUAUUCACGAUUGUGUUACAUAUGAUAAGGCUUCAUAGACUUAUUGUGAUCUGACGAGAAAAACUACAAGACAUCGGAUUAUCCGAACAACUGAUUAUAGACAAUGCUGAUAUGAUACAAAAUAAUUCAUUAGUAGAUAGUACACAUGAUUUCUAAAAAAUCUCCAUAUUUAUUAUUAGCGAUUUACAAUCUCUAAAUGCACAAAUUACAGAAUAUUAUGAAAGUGUAUACGUCUGUAGUCCACGUUCAGAAUAUAUGUAUACAAGGCUCCAAAUUAAAGUAAAAACCCACACAAUUGGUAUUCAAAUCAAAUUACGAUAACACAUUAACGAUAAUGAACAAUUGAUAGUGAAUCAAAUCUCUCACAAGAGCUACAUAUCAAAACGCAAUUUUCAGAAGUAGUGUAUUCACAUUACAAAAAUCAAAAUCCAACUUGUUAUUCCUGUAUGUGUUUGCGUAAAUGCUAAAAAUUAUAAUGAGUAAUAUAUAUGUAUAUAUAGGUUUCCUGUCACGAGCGCUGCUUAAUACUUCAAUUAAGCCAUGUCGUUACUUUUGACCGCUAAACAAUAGAACAUCAUCACAGGAGCAUGUUCUGAAUUCAAAAUCUCUUUGUUCAAAACAGUUAUCGUUUAUCAAAAAAUACACCUGCCUGUUUAUACAUAAUCAGAGUUAAUCCUUUAUCUGCGAUUGUCAAAGCAUCUGUUUUCAGAAAUGUGGUCUCAUUGUGAUAAUGCACAUUGACUGUCUCGGUAGUCAACACAUGUGAAAACGGUAUUAAAGUGAUAAUUAUUUAUAGUUUAAUAAUCUCACAGGAACGUUCGCAACUAAUUCAUAACUCGUCCGAAAUACAAAAUAACAUGACCAAUAACACAAAAUAGCAACACUUACAUUUAACGAAAUCAAAUAGUGAAGAACUUGGAUCCGGAUUAUUCCAGGUAGGCAUAACGUAGUAUACACUACAUGAAAUAAUAGGUUUUAUUCGAUAUGAAGCGUACAGAGAAAAAACAAGAGGAACGAUUUUAUCGAAAUUAUGAGAUUUAUAGAAAAGAGUAGUUUUUAUCGUCAUAUUCUCUGGUUGUACCAGCGUCACCUAUAGUUGUUAUGACUGUUCUGUGUUUUCUUUUCAUUUACGAGAUAUGAAUAUAAACUAUUCUGUAAGAUUGUAAAGAUCUAUAUUGCAGCCUGAAUGUAACGAGAAACAUGUUGAUAUAGAUUUUUGUUUGAUAUUAAAUGUCUUAUCAAAUAUA
Messenger RNA from Haliotis rufescens (red abalone), 3617 nucleotides. RefSeq names its product homeobox protein Hox-B7-B-like. Gene Ontology annotation, molecular function: RNA polymerase II cis-regulatory region sequence-specific DNA binding; DNA-binding transcription factor activity, RNA polymerase II-specific. Gene Ontology annotation, cellular component: nucleus. The coding region runs from base 218 to 1024 and encodes 268 amino acids. Lineage: Eukaryota; Metazoa; Mollusca; Gastropoda; Lepetellida; Haliotidae. Gene Ontology annotation, biological process: regulation of transcription by RNA polymerase II; anterior/posterior pattern specification. The record is from RefSeq and is a predicted model, not a curated record. The transcript is spliced from 3 exons.